Molecule: messenger RNA, 2408 nt
Organism: Rhododendron vialii
Lineage: Eukaryota; Viridiplantae; Streptophyta; Magnoliopsida; Ericales; Ericaceae
Product: putative clathrin assembly protein At5g35200
Exons: 16
Coding region: 283-1965 (560 amino acids)
Biological process (GO): clathrin coat assembly; vesicle budding from membrane; clathrin-dependent endocytosis
Cellular component (GO): clathrin-coated vesicle; clathrin-coated pit
Molecular function (GO): phosphatidylinositol-4,5-bisphosphate binding; 1-phosphatidylinositol binding; SNARE binding
Source: RefSeq, a predicted model, not a curated record
CUUCGUAUUCUGACACCAACUCCCAACAAAAAGUAAGAGAGAGAGAGAGAGAGAGAGAGAGAGAGAGAGAGAGAGAGAUACUGAGGUGUACACACGAUACACCUAUACCACUAUAUAGAUACGUAUUUUAUUAUUUGACGCCGACGGCCAACCGAGGAAAAUUCAUUUGGCGACUUUUCUCCGCAUUGGACCGAAAUCGACCCACCCGGUUAUUUCUCUGUCUCUCUCCUCUGUUUCUCUCUCUACGAUUUGGGUUCAGAAUUCUGUAGUUUGAGAGGGCGAAUGUCAGGAGGAACGCAGAAUAGUUUGAGGAAAGCACUGGGAGCCAUUAAGGAUACCACCACAGUCAGUUUGGCAAAAGUAAAUAGUGAUUACAAGGAGUUGGAUAUUGCAAUUGUUAAGGCCACGAAUCAUGUUGAGCGUCCAGCGAAAGAAAAAUACAUAAAAGCUAUUUUUGCUGCUGUUUCAGCUACAAGGCCUCGAGCUGACGUUGCAUAUUGCAUACAUGCACUGGCUAGACGAUUGUCAAAGACACAAAAUUGGGCGGUUGCAUUGAAAACUUUAAUUGUUAUUCAUCGUGCCUUGAGAGAAGUGGACCCAACUUUUCAUGAAGAGCUUAACAACUAUGGAAGGAGUAGAAGCCACAUGCUCAACUUGGCCCAUUUCAAAGAUGAUUCCAGUCCCAGUGCAUGGGAUUAUUCUGCUUGGGUUCGAACUUAUGCCUUGUUUUUAGAGGAGAGGAUGGAAUGUUAUCGUGUAUUGAAGUAUGAUGUCGAGGCGGACCGCCCUAGAACUAAAGAUUUGGACACACCAGGAUUGCUUGAGCAGUUACCAGCUUUGCAGCAGCUUCUCUCUCGUGUUCUUGGUUGCCAGCCAGAAGGAGCAGCAGUUGGUAAUUUUGUGAUUCAAUUAGCUCUCUCUAUGGUUGCUUCUGAAAGCAUUAACAUCUAUAAUGCUAUCAGUGAUGGUACUGUUAAUUUGGUUGACAAGUUCUUUGAGAUGCCCCACGUUGAUGCUCUUAGGGCUUUGGAUAUAUACCGGAGAGCUGGGCAACAGGCAGAGAGGCUAUCAGAGUUCUAUGAAAUAUGCAAAGGCCUUGACAUCAGACGUGGAGAAACUUUUAUCAAGAUUGAACAGCCACCUGCAUCAUUUAUGCAAGCAAUGGAAGAGUAUGCGAGGGAAGCUCCACGGGGUUCAACAUUUCGCAAGGAUCAGGUUAAAAGUGCUAGUCCCAAGGUAAUCUUGGCCAUAGAGGACAAAAAGACUGCAGAGAUGCUUGAGGCACGACCACCAUCCCCACCUAAACCAGAACCAGAACCAGAACCAGAACCAAAACCAGAACCAGAACCAGUUAAGGUGGAAGCUCCUGUUGCUACUAAUCCACCUGAUCUACUGGGUUUGAACGAUCCUCAUCCAGCUGCUUCAGAAUUAGAUGAGAAGAAUGCUAUGGCAUUGGCUAUCGUGCCUGUUGGUGAUCAACCAACUACUGCUGGCUCACCUCUCACAAAUGGAGCAACAGGCUGGGAACUGGCUCUUGUUACUGCACCUAGCUCAAAUGGGAGUGCCUCAACUACUAGCAAACUGGGUGGAGGUCUCGACAAACUUACACUUGACAGCCUGUACGAUGAUGCAAUAAGGAGAACCAACCAAAAUGCGAGCUAUAACCCAUGGGAGCAGGGGCCAAUGGUGGGUCCCCUGAUGCCACAGAUAGCACACGACCCAUUCUUUGCCUCCCACUCUGUGGCGGCCCCACAUUCUGUGCAGAUGGCAGCCAUGGCUAACCAGCAGCAAGCUUUCAUGUUCCAGCAGCAGCAGCAGCAGCAGAUGAUGAUGAUGAUGAUGAUGGGCCAACAACAGCAACAACAGCCUUCAAAUCCUUUCGCAAAUGCAUAUGGAGCAAAUGUUCAUCCCUAUGGGCCCGGUAUGCCUGUCCAAGCCCAAAAUCCGUUCACGAGACUCGUGUAACUACCACGCACAGAAUCUGUUUUUUUUUUCUUUCCCGGGAACUUGACGAAGAAGGAUGUGGGAGGUAGACGAGCUAGUUUUGGAUAUCAAAAUCAGGGAGAUUUGAAGGGGAAGAUAAGAUAUAUGUAUAUAUGUAUCAUAUGUGUGCCAAUUGCAGGAGCUCGGAUGAUAUUAUUUGCUCAAUAAUACGGGUGAGGAAGGUGGUAAUAAUCUUCACGGACAAAUGGAAUUUUUUGGCCUGGUUCAUGUGCUUGUUCCUGGAGUAGGGUUCUCAUUUCUUGGGAUUUAUUUUACUUCAAAUUUUGUUAUAUUUUUUUAAUGAAGAUAGGAACAAUUUUUGUUCGUGUUGUGGAUACAAGGUUUGAUUACUGAUUCUUUGUUGUACACAUUGAAUGUUCAGAACUAAUUGAAUUUUCUGUUUAUAAUAUUGUCUUUUCCUUCAA